Messenger RNA from Cercopithifilaria johnstoni, 285 nucleotides. Lineage: Eukaryota; Metazoa; Nematoda; Chromadorea; Rhabditida; Onchocercidae. The record is from the annotation of a GenBank genome assembly.
AUGUUCAUUUUAUCCUUACUAGCAGUAUUGUUCUAUACGGCAAAUGGAUUCCGAACACAAAGUGCUGGUGUACGGGGAGUUCUGAUGUGUGGUGAUUUUCCUUUAGCACAUACAAAAGUAAAACUAUGGGAUGAAGAUGCAACAGAUAUUGAUGAUUUAUUACAAGAAGGGACAACAGACGCUAAUGGCUAUUUUGAAUUAAGUGGCUAUACCAGUGAAAUUACCACUAUCGAUCCCAUUCUGAAAAUAUAUCACGAUUGCGAUGAUGGAUUAAUGGAAGGCUAA